This is a messenger RNA of Penicillium verhagenii, 705 nucleotides long. RefSeq lists its product as uncharacterized. The coding region runs from base 1 to 705 and encodes 234 amino acids. The record is from RefSeq and is a predicted model, not a curated record. Lineage: Eukaryota; Fungi; Ascomycota; Eurotiomycetes; Eurotiales; Aspergillaceae. The transcript is spliced from 2 exons.
AUGGCUCCCAUCCGCCGUUACCUACGCAUCACCAAAUAUUCCGUGCUUGAAUGUCGAAUCUAUCUCGAUAACCCUUCUGACAGUCGAUGGCUUCUUAACUCACAAGAUCCUGUUCUUCCACGCGUUUUCGACGUGAUCCGCCCUUUGGUGUUACCGAAGCUACGCGAAGAGAAUGAGCGACGGUGGCUUCGAAAAAAGAGCAAAGUCACCAAGGAUGUCAUCGCUGAAGAUGAUUUCGAAGUCGGCAUCUUCCUUCGCGAAUCGCGCACUCGUCAUUCCCUCUUGACACGAACCAAAACCUUCGAACAGCCGGGGAAAAAAGAAGAGGAUGGAGAAUCGAACACACUUUUCACCGUAGCUGACCCUGCAGAUGCAGAAGUCAUCGACAGCGACAGCGAUCCUGAGUUAAAUUUGAGCGAUAUCCCUAAGGCGACCGAUGAUGGCAAUACAGACCAGGAUCAGCCGUCGCGGAAGAGAAAGAGGAACAACCAGCCCACGGGCGCAAUGGAGACUGAAGAUACGGAUGAGAAAAAGCUGGGGUUCAGCACCCACUAUGAAAGCUUCAAUAUCUCGGGAUGGGUGUUGUGCCUGCUGAUUUCACGUAAGGGUAACCAAGCAAGGCCAGUUGUUGCAAACUCGGAGCCAAAGCAGCCAUUGAUGGAGCAAUGGAUUUCAACGCAAGCACAAGACGCCGGCGAGAAUUAA